AUUGCAUCUCGCGCUGGUAGAUACCUGGAAUUCAGGGCAAAGGCUGCGUAAAUUUAGGUAAUGCAUUACAUUCGGUUACUGCGUCCUCCAAGCCUCGACGGGUCGCCGUCGAGACCGUCGAGACCGUCUUUGAGGCUCGUCCUGACAAUCACCACGGACCUAGGCGACUCCUUCCUCUUCCCAGCACAGCCCAUCAGUCUUUCAGUGCUGGUACAGUCGGGACCACAGCAUGACGGGGCGUCCUUCACCAACAUGACGCUGAAAUCCCCGCCGCGGUGGCAGGCCGGGAUGAGGGUCCUCAAACUCGACCUGCCCUUGCCGCCGGGAUUAGCCGGGGUCAUCCAAAUCCGCCCAACGGACCAACGCCUCGUGGCGUCCAGAGCCAGCGACGUCGUGGCCAGCAAUCAAGGCGGCAAGAUCGUUCCCGUCUACGUAGAGCUGCCUGCGCCGGGUACGGACAUCCCUCAUGUAUCCUCCCGCCGCCUGGAGCUCCUGGAGACCGGGGCAGGCAUGUCGCAGAUCGAGAUCCAGGAGGAGAUCGGCGAGAGCAUCGCCCGCCACGUGUGGGAUGCCGGCAUCGCCACCGUCUCCGUGCUUGCCGAUCUGCAUUCGCCAGCGGCUGCAGCCGCGGAUGGCGACCGUGCGUCUCUGGCGUGGCUGAAGGAUGUGCUCUCCGAGGAUCGGGAGCUCUGCGUCCUUGAGCUGGGGUGCGGGGUGGGGAUCCUGGGUAUCGGCAUUGCCGAGAUUCUGCGUUCGGCCGUCGGCAGUGGGGCUGCCGGCGCCUCUGUGCUCAUGACCGACCUUGCCGAGGCGGAAGAGUGCGCGAAGGCCAACGUAUCUCGGUAUGCAGCAUAUUUCCAGGACCUGGAUGGUCCAAAUGUGGAGGUCAAAUACGAGAAUUUGGACUGGGAAGACGGCAAGCUAGGCAGAUUCGGGCCAAAGGUACGAUCUCGACUGUGGGACCUCGUCGUUCUGAGUGACUGUACCUACAACGUGGACAUGCUCCCGACGCUGGUCCAAACCCUCUCAGCGCUACACAGCGCAGCCACUCAACACUCCAAUUGCCCCGAAAAAUCGUGGGAAACAAAGGUGCUGCUCGCAACCAAGCCCAGGCACUCGUCUGAGGAAGCACUCUUUGACCUCAUGUCAACGGAUGGCUGGGUAGUUCGUGAGAAGGCCGCCCUGGAUCUUCCGGUUCUCGAUGCCGAAGCACAGUCGGUUGAGGUAUAUCUCUUCUCUAAGCGCUAAGGGACAGCCCUCAAGCCGAAUGGUCGAGACCAAAACUCAACUUGCAUCGCUAGUGAGUUUCGGGUCGAUGUAGAAUCAAUCACUCGGCCACAAUUUAUUUACAUUUGUCACCGCGGGAAGCUGCACAUCUGCUCUGUUUGCUGGUCUGGAAGCUGGCUUGGUUUCCCCGCUCCAGUUCUUAUUUUGGUGGCGU
This is a messenger RNA of Phialemonium atrogriseum, 1441 nucleotides long. RefSeq names its product putative methyltransferase-domain-containing protein. The coding region runs from base 61 to 1248 and encodes 395 amino acids. The transcript has a single exon. Lineage: Eukaryota; Fungi; Ascomycota; Sordariomycetes; Cephalothecales; Cephalothecaceae. Gene Ontology annotation, cellular component: nucleus; cytoplasm. The record is from RefSeq and is a predicted model, not a curated record.